GGAAGGGGCCUGAGAGCAAGUACCCGUUGCACUACCUUGUGUGGCACAACCGCCACCGCGAGCUGGAGAAGGAGGUCCGCGCCGGCCAGGUGGACAUCGAGCAGCUGGAUCCCCGUGGUCGGACCCCCCUGCACCUGGCCACCACGCUGGGGCACCUCGAGUGUGCCCGUGUGCUCCUGGCACAUGGUGCAGACGUGGGCAGGGAGAAUCGCAGCGGCUGGACAGUGCUUCAAGAGGCUGUGAGUACCAGAGACUUGGAACUAGUGCAGCUGGUGCUGCGGUACCGAGACUAUCAGCGGGUUGUGAAGCGGCUGGCGGGCAUCCCUGUGCUCCUGGAGAAAUUACGCAAGGCCCAGGACUUUUACGUGGAGAUGAAAUGGGAGUUCACUAGCUGGGUGCCCCUGGUGUCCAAGAUCUGCCCUAGUGACACCUACAAAGUGUGGAAAAGCGGGCAGAACCUGCGGGUAGACACCACACUCCUGGGCUUUGACCAUAUGACGUGGCAGCGAGGGAACCGCAGCUUUGUCUUCAGGGGCCAAGACACAAGUGCCGUUGUCAUGGAGAUUGACCACGAUCGCCGCGUGGUGUACACGGAGACACUGGCUCUGGCCGGGCAGGACCGUGAGCUGCUUCUGGCCGCUGCCCAGCCCACUGAGGAGCAGGUGCUGAGUCGACUCACCGCACCUGUUGUCACCACGCAGCUGGACACCAAGAACAUCUCCUUCGAGAGGAAUAAGACUGGCAUCCUGGGCUGGCGCAGUGAGAAGACUGAGAUGGUGAAUGGGUAUGAAGCCAAGGUGUAUGGGGCAUCCAACGUGGAGCUCAUCACCCGGACACGGACAGAGCACCUUUCAGAACAGCACAAGGGCAAGGUGAAAGGUUGUAAGACACCUCUGCAGUCCUUCCUUGGAAUUGCUGAGCAGCAUGGGGGCCCUCAAAAUGGGACCCUGGUCACUCAGACUCUGAGCCAAGCCAACCCCACUGCCAUCACCGCAGAAGAAUACUUCAACCCAAGCUUUGAGCUUGGCAACCGUGACAUGGGCCGCCCCAUGGAACUCACCACCAAGACACAGAAGUUCAAGGCCAAGCUGUGGCUGUGUGAGGAGCAUCCCCUGUCCCUGUGUGAGCAAGUGGCCCCCAUCAUUGACCUCAUGGCCGUCAGCAAUGCGCUUUUCGCCAAACUCCGAGACUUCAUCACCUUACGCCUGCCUCCUGGCUUCCCAGUCAAGAUCGAAAUCCCGAUCUUCCAUAUCCUCAACGCCCGCAUCACCUUCGGGAACCUCAAUGGGUGUGAUGAGCCGGUGCCGUCCGUGCGAGGCAGCCCCAGCAGUGAGAGCCCCUCCCCAGGCAGCGACUCCUCUAGUGUCAGCAGCUGCAGUUCCACGACCUCCUGCCGUGGCUGCGAGAUCUCCCCAGCAUUGUUCGAAGCCCCACGAGGCUACAGCGUGCUAGGUGGCCAUCGAGAGGCGGUGGCCCGUGAUGACGACGAUGACCUACUGCAGUUUGCCAUCCAGCAGAGCCUGCUUGAGGCGGGCAGCGAGUAUGACCAGGUCACCAUCUGGGAGGCGCUAACUAACAGCAAGCCGGGCACCCACCCUAUGUCCUAUGAGGGUCGCCGACAGGACAGGAGCGCCCCGCCUACGCCGCAGCGCCAGCCAGUGCCCCCAGCAGCCCCCACGUCGGUCCCCAGCCCUCGACCAAGUCCCGGCCCAGGCACCGGCAGGCACGUGUUUCGGAGCUAUGAUGAGCAGCUGCGGUUGGCCAUGGAGCUGUCCGCGCAGGAGCAGGAGGAGCGGCGGCGGCGUGCGCGCCUGGAGGAGGAGGAGCUGGAGCGCAUCCUGCGGCUCUCACUGACCGAGCAAUAGCGCCCCCUGCCGGGCCUCUCGGCCAUGCCACAAGGGACCCAUCCCAGGCCCGGAGCAAGAAGGGGCCUGGCGUGCACCCUCUGCUGAGCUGGGGCUGGAGACUGGAGUCACCGCCUAGGGGUGCAGAAGUGCACUAGGCACAAUAUGGGGAGGUGUAGCUUUCCGGGCCAGGACCCUGGAGGCGGCUGGCACGGCCCGGUCCCCCUGCUUUGCUGUGUUCUGACUUUCUUCUUCUCCACCCCUCUUCCCCUUGGGCUCAGACCUUUCUGAGGACAGAACUAAGCAUUCCUGAGGGGGAGAUGAAUCCUUAGAGGAACAGUGUCCUUCGUUCCUUCUGACUGGCCCGCCCUCCUGCUCACUGACCCCACUCCGGGACACUGCCCUUGAAGCCUUUGCAUCUCCGCUCUUCACCCCUGGGGGGCAGCCGAGCUCCCCGCGUGCUGUGUCGCUGCUUUGUCCCAGACAUCAACCAGCACGCCAAGGGUGCAGCCCCUCUCCCACCCCGCCAUUUCAGCGUCAAGUGCACUUAGCGGGGUGCCCGGCUCCCCUACCCCCACACCCCUCCUGGGUCUCAGGGUGGUUCCAGCCUCUCCAUGGGCAACAAGAAGUUGGAGUUCCCGUUUCCAAGGCACGCUUUUUGUGAUGAGGGAGGGUGUCCAAAGUAGCCUGCAGACCUGGGCAAGGUCUGGCUCCCUUAUGGUGUCUUGGCAAGUAGGGGCAUAUUGGACUAGGGGACAGGCAUAGACUGUGCAUUAGGCUGGACACAGGGGGGUCUCCCAGGGACCCGGCACCACCAUCCAACGCGUCCUACCAGCUGCUGCUAGCCCUAUGUGGUUGUUUGUCCCAUUUGCCUCCCACCCAGGGGCUGACUCAAACCCUUUAUCCAAUGGUGCUAACCCCCGGCUCCCCUCUGCCCCUCCCCACCCAACUAGAGAAGCACAGACCCCCACCAGGGGCAGGGGCACAUGGCACACCCUUGUCUUGGUCUUCUCUGGGACUGACCUAGGCGCCCUGAGUGAAGCUCAGAAAGGGGGCGGAAGAAGAAAGCAACAAAGAGAAACUCCUCCUAUUCCUUUCCUUGAUGCCAGGGGCACCAGACUGAUUCUGAGGCACAAAUAAAAGAGGCUUCAAACC
Molecule: messenger RNA, 2999 nt
Organism: Orycteropus afer afer
Lineage: Eukaryota; Metazoa; Chordata; Mammalia; Tubulidentata; Orycteropodidae
Gene: ANKRD13B
Product: ankyrin repeat domain 13B
Cellular component (GO): cytoplasm
Molecular function (GO): protein binding
Source: RefSeq, a predicted model, not a curated record